CUAAAUCAAAUCAUCAUUUUUGCCUCAGAGCUUCAGCAAUGGAGGUGGAAGAAGAGAGACGGCUGUUAUGGAAAUCGGAGUUGCAACCGGAAUCCAUGCUUUCAGUGACAGUAGGGAGAGCGAUGUCUACGCUGCUUGCUGCUCGCUGCAGGAAGCUACGCGACUCCAUUUCCGGCCUGUCUCUCGAAACUCUGAAGAAGCCUUCUUCGCUCGGUUCCUUGGAGGAGCAGCUCGUGUUUCUGCAUACUUACGUUAAAGAUGCAGCUGAAAAGGACGAGAAACUGGAUGACGUGCUUAUUCCCAUCAUUCAGCAUUCCUUGGCUAACAAAGACUUGAAACGUGGCGGCCAAGAUCUGGUGCUUAUCAACUGGCUGUUUCAAGAUGAGUUUGUAUUCCAAGCUGUUGCGAAGAAUACGGUAGACGUUAUCAAGGCGAAAGAUGACCGUUUCAUUUGUCUUGGUUGGUGUGUACUUGUGCGCAGUCUUGUGGAGUAUGAGAAUUUUAUGGAUCAGUAUUUGUUGUAUGGAAUCAGGGAUAACUACCAACCUCUGCUGGAUAUACUUUGCUUAUGUCUACCACAUUUAUCAAAAAUAGUAACCGCAGGGAGCGUUCUCCGAGAUGGUUUCGAGCUGCCAACUCGCCUAUCAGUGUCUGCUGCGGAUUGUAUUUUAGCUAUCAGCAAAGCAUUGACCAAAAAGGCUAAGGUUUCAAGCACGAAGUCACAAUUGUUGACAAUGAAUGCAUCUUCUCAGUCUAUGACUCCUCAAUCCACUGACACUGCAGUGAAGAAAGUGAAACUGCCAUCUAAAUCUUCAGAAGGUUCGAUGACCGAGAUGUCAUAUUUGCUCUGGGAUCAAAUGGACAUUCUCAUUUUGCUAUUGCAGAAACUUCUUGCUUGGAGCAGAAAAAGCAGAGUGUUACAUGCAAAGGGAGUGGAGUUAGUGCUUAAAUGGAUGCAGGAAAUAAAACAACGUUACCGUGACAUCCGAAAUGAGGCAGACGCUCUUAAGAGUGGUACAUUGCUAUUAUCAUCUUGUUGGAAGCACUUUGGCGGUCUAUUGUACUUGGAAGAUCAUAAUUUUUAUCAGAAGUGUGAUGAGUUGUUGGAACAGUACUCAUCUGGAAUCCAGUACUAUAUGGAAAACCAAGCUGAGGAUCAUGGAGAGAAGACAACUAGUGGCUUAGAAACUAGGAAGUUUUUCAUCACUUGUCUAUGUCUUCUCUUGGGGCGUUUAGAUGGCAAGAGAUUUGAAAGCUCAAUGUCAGAACACUGGGUAAAGAUAUCACGUAUCCUCAUAUCACAGCUUCACUGCACAGAUGAAGAUGUGGUCUCUGGAGCUGUUUGCAUACUGAAGGCAGCAAUAUUCAAGAAUGACUGUUCGUCUGGGAAUGCUCUUGAUAAUAAACAGAUGAAUAUGAUGUUCCCACAGCUACUGAACCUUCUUGAUGAACGGGAUAGCACAGCUAAAGCCAUUGUUAUGCUCAUAGCUGAAUACUGUUCCAUGUAUUUCUUUUACUCUGUUUCCAUAUGAAAGUCCACGUCCUCUGCUCUUUGUUCUGCUGCUAUAAUUUAUUUGAAUUUAUGAAAUGGAUGACCAGGAGCACUGGAGGUCAUUGUCUUGAACAGAUUCUACAGCGUCUUGCUUCUGAAAAUGCUAAGCAGAGGAGGAAUGCCAUUGACGUCAUUUCAGAACUGAUACACUUACUAUCAAAUUCAAUAGACAAGCUUCCUUCUGUGGCAUGGCAAGAUAUAGCCAACAGCUUGCUCGAGCGCCUUAGUGAUGAAGAAACAAUAAUACGUGAACAAGCAUCCAAUUUGCUUGCCAGAAUAGAUCCAUCAGUUUCCCUGCCUGCAUUAGUUGGCCUCCUUUACUCAUCAGAUGAUAGAGUGAAAAGAUCAGCUGCUACCACUUUCGUAGCUGUGCUCAAUUAUCAUGGCCAGGAACCUGGUGUCAUAUGUAUGCUACUUGACUGCCUUAGUAACCUAAACCAGAGUCGAGAUCUUCCAAAUGCUACUGGUGAUGUUUGGAAAGAGUCAAACAGGGAUGCUGAUCCAGUACUCAAGCUAAUACCAGAGUGGUCUAAAACUGUCCAAGAUUGGAAACCCUUUGUGGCAGCAUUAACAGAAAAGAUGUUUGCUGAUCCCGGCAAUGCAACUAUUGUCCGCUUUAUGAGUUGUCUAAGCGACCGCUUAGCAGAAGUUGCAGAUGUGGUCCUUUAUAGUGUCUUAUUGCAAAUGCAAAGACAGGAGGUUGAUGAAAGUUUAGUCUCUCAACGGGAAUGUGGAUCAUAUACAAAUCAGGACUCCGUGAAGCAACAGUCCUUGUUUGACCGCCUUUGUCCAUUACUCAUUAUUCGGAUGCUUCCAUUAAAAGUUUUUGAUGACCUUAAUCUCUCUGUGAUGUAUGGUCAACUUCUCAACCAAUGGGUAAUUCUUGGAUGUGGUGAUAUCAAAGCCGACCAAGAAUGUAUAUCUGCAUUUCUUGUCAAGAGGGCAUUGAAUGAGUCCGAAUUUGAAGAUGUUCGAAAACUGGCAGCUGAACUUUGUGGCCGAAUUCAUCCUCAGGUGCUCUUGCCUGCUGUUACUUCAGUAUUGGAACAUGCAACAGUGCUUCAUGACACAUUGAAGAUCAAGGCUUGUCUGUUCUCACUUUGCACUUCUCUUGUGGUUAGAGGUGGAGAAUCUUUUCCCCAUUCUGCUCUCCUCAAAAUUAGACAAGUCCUUGAAAAGAUACUAAGGUGGCCUCCUUUGGAUGACAAUGAAGUUUCCAAAGCACAACGUGGAUGCAUCGACUGCUUGGCACUAAUCAUUUGUGCUGAGCUGGAAGGUCCUGGGUCAGACAUAGAAUCUCGUCGACGAAAAUUUUCUGGGAAAGCCGACACAGAAACCUCCAUUUUCAAUUACGUGAUCCAUCAGCUGAUAACAAAUGAGGAAGAAGUCGAAAAUUCUGCAUACGAGGCUAACAUCUCUCGUUCAUUCCGCAUUUGCAUGGCCAACGUCCUCAUAAGUGCUUGUCAGAAAGUCUCCGACUCUAACAAGGAGUCUCUGGCUCAAAAAGCGCUUCUGCAUCUCAUCCCUUCUGUCAAGGGAAUAAGGUACCCAGAGAUAAGAUCUGCUUGCGUGCAGGUUCUGUUUUCAGCGGUAUACCAUCUCAAGUCUGCAGUUCUUCCAUAUUCAGCCGAUCUGCUUAAACUAUCUCUUGAGCUGCUUCAAAAUGGAUCAGAGAAGGAAAGACUAGGAGGCGCGAAACUGAUGGCGUCCCUUAUGGCGAGCGAAGACGAGAUUCUGGAGACGAUAUCAGUUGGCCUGAUAGAAGCAAGAUCUGUUCUCUCAAAUGUAUCCAGAUCCGAUCUUUCGCUUGAAAUUCGCCAGAUAUGCAAGCAGCUGCUGGCUUGCAUAACAACUUAAACAUACUGACAAUCGGUUUGUGGAAUUAAGACUCCCUACUAAGUAUAUUACCAAUUUUAAUUUCCAUCUAAUUUUUAAGGGUGUCCCGUUCCAGCAUUUGAAGGCAGAGAAAGGAAUUGAGAAGCAAAGCUCGUCACUUUCAUGGAGUUGGUUGCUUGGCAAUUUGGCAUUAAAGCAAAAUUUAAGGCGGCAAGUGAUAGUACAAACUACAGAACAAAGGGCGCCUUUUUGGCCGCGUAAGUGCGCACCUUUUGGCCCGUCGCUUACGAGGCCAAAUGACCAUCAUAGGUUAUUUAUUAGGCUGAUAGGUUGGAUAAAAUUUCGGUUGAUGCCAAUCGUUGGAUCGAAUACGAUACUAUUGUUUGAUGAAAUUGUCGCGUCACAUAAACUCAAUCUUUAAUAUGGUAUGAAAUCGACGAAAUAGCAUAAGCUUGGACUUUACUUUGUGAAACUGUAUUUUUUUAUUCCAAGGUGCGUAAGUUCAUGUUGAGGUUCCAUUUGUAGUGG
This is a messenger RNA of Linum tenue, 3916 nucleotides long. The record is from the annotation of a GenBank genome assembly. NCBI's taxonomy places the organism in Eukaryota, Viridiplantae, Streptophyta, Magnoliopsida, Malpighiales, Linaceae.